Molecule: messenger RNA, 1664 nt
Organism: Dermatophagoides pteronyssinus (European house dust mite)
Lineage: Eukaryota; Metazoa; Arthropoda; Arachnida; Sarcoptiformes; Pyroglyphidae
Gene: Ilk
Product: integrin linked kinase
Biological process (GO): substrate adhesion-dependent cell spreading; protein phosphorylation; cell-matrix adhesion
Cellular component (GO): stress fiber; focal adhesion
Molecular function (GO): protein binding; ATP binding; protein serine/threonine kinase activity
Source: RefSeq, a predicted model, not a curated record
UUGUAAUACUUUAUUUGGCUAUUUGAAAAAAAAAUUUUUUGACACCAUUAAUUUGGAAAUUGUAAAGUUUGUUUCAAAGUUCUUCUAUUUUGUGUUCGUUUGAACAAAGAUAUUCAUUUUUUUCGUUGUUGUUGUUGUUGGAAAAUUUGGACCGUAAAGUUUUUUUUCUUUGACCAAAAAAACAAACGAUAAAAAUGGACGAUAUAUUUCAUUGGUGUAAAGAUGGUAAUGCGUUAUUGGUUCGUGUAUGGUUGGAUGAUAUUGCCAAUGAUAUGAAUCAAGGCGAUGAUCAUGGAUUUUCACCAUUACAUUGGGCAGCAUUUUCCGGUCAUCUUUCACUUGUUGAAAUGUUAAUCGCUAAAGGUGCUCGUCUAAAUGCAACCAAUAUGGGUGAUGAUACGGCAUUACAUUUGGCUGCAGCACAUGGUCAUCGUGAUGUUGUUAAUUUAUUAAUUAAAAAUCGUGCAGAUUUUAAUCUAUUAAAUGAACAUGGUAAUACACCACUUCAUUAUGCAUGUUUCUGGGGUUAUAAAGAUGUUGCUGAAGAUUUAAUCAAUUCGGGUGCAAUAUGUAAUAUUACAAAUAAAUAUGGUGAAAUUCCAUUUGAUAAAUGUAAAGCAAUUCUUCGUGAAGAUCUUGAACAAUUAGCAAUGCGUAAUGGUCAAGAUUUAUCAAGAAAAUUUCCCUAUAAAGAUCAAGCCUGGUUUGGUACAACUAAACGUUCACGUGAUGCAACAUUAUCCAGAUUUGCUGGAUUAAAAUUAGAGGAAUUAUUAUUACAACAAAAAAUGUCCACAACACCAUCGGGUGAAACAUGGCGUGGUAUAUGGCAACGAAAUAAAACAGAUAUUUGUGCCAAAUUUUUAGCCGUUUCGGGUGAAAUGUCACCAAGAAUACCGCGUGAUUUUGCCGAAGAAUAUCCACGUUUAAGGAUUUUCUCACAUCCAAAUGUUCUACCGGUAAUCGGUUGUGUUAAUUCACCACCAAAUUUGGUAGUUGUCAAUCAAUGUAUGCCAUAUGGAUCAUUAUAUAAAGUUUUACAUGAAGGUUCACCAAUUGUUGUUGAUUCACAACGUGCAUUACAAUUUGCAAUCGAUAUUGCACGUGGUAUGUCAUUUUUACAUACAUUAAAUCCAUUGAUACCUCGUUUCUAUCUUUCAUCUAAACAUGUUAUGAUCGAUGAAGAUCUAACUGCACGUAUCAAUAUGGCGGAUGCAAAAUUUUCAUUUCAAGAAAAAAAUAAAUUCUAUAAUCCAGGUUGGAUGUCACCCGAAGCAUUACAAAAAAAACAUAGUGAAAUUAAUAUUGCUAAAUCAGAUAUGUGGUCAUUUGCAAUAUUAUUAUGGGAAUUAACAACAAGACAGGUACCAUUUGCUGAAUUUCCACCAAUGGAAAUCGGUAUGAAAAUUGCCUUGGAAGCAUUACGUGUAUCAAUACCACCGGGUAUAUCACCACAAAUGGCAAGAUUAAUAAAAAUUUGUAUGAAUGAAGAUCCAGGAAAACGGCCAUCAUUCGAUCAGAUAAUACCAAUUCUGGAAAAGAUGCGACUUUCAUGAUCGUUUUUUUUUUGUUUCCAAUUAAAAUCUGACUGCCAGUCUUCACUCCCCUCAUUUACACACAUACACCCCGGUAAAUCAAAGAUUUGGAAAACAAUCUCGAUAUAG